GGAGAAAAUAUUUUUUAAAUUUUUUUUGAGUUUUUUCCUCAAAAUAACGACAGCUAUGUCUGCUAUAGUUGAAAAUACGGAUGUAACUAAUGUCGUAGAAGGCCUACAAGAAUUGGCUUACCGGAUGGGAGACAAUGACUAUGGCUUUAAAGAGUCAGACAUCGAUAAUGUUGAUAACAUCAUGGAAGCAAUCAAAGAACUGGAAAGUGAGAGAAUGAAGGUUCAUGAGCUGCUAGAGAAAGAAACCAUCGACGCAAGUGUCCUGCGUCAUCAGCUACAGUUUCUACCUGGACAAAUUGCUAAACAGUUACAAGAUGCCAUUGAUACUGCCAGGGGUUCUAAUGCUGAGGAAGUGAACAAAUUGAAGAACCAGCUCCAAGGCAUCACAGAUAACAUCACAUUCCUCACAGAGAAACAUGUAGUUUUGGAGAAAGAAAAUGCAAUAUUGCAUCCAGAAAGAGAUAAAGUACGACGACAGCAUGAAGAAGUUAUAUCACAACUCAACCAGCGUAUGGCGGAGAAAGCAAGCAAACAGAUUGUAUUGAAUGAAACGAGGGAUAAGUUGAGAGAUACAAAUCAGAAGAUCGUUGAACUGGAAGAGGGGAUCAUACAGCUCAGAGAUGACCUUAUACAGGAAAGGGCUGAGGCCAGAAUGGAAAAGAAACGCUUGAAAAAGGCUGUGCAUGACACCACAAUCAAGACACAGGAGCAACGAGAGAUGAACCUCACCAAGAAGAAGGAAUUGAACACAAUACAAGAACAGCUUACUGAGAGUGAAUCAAAACUUGAUGCAGUUAGGAAAAAUAUCCGUCGUUAUGAGACAUCACGAUCACGUCUUGAGAACCAAGAGAGGGCGCUAGUGGCACAACUCAAUAGAGAACUCAAACAGAAUGUAGAUCUGCGGAAUAAAGGUCUGGACAUCAAGAAAGAAACUGCAUUGAACCAGGCGGAGUUUGAUCAGAAAAGAUCCGAACUAGAGCAGAACUUGUUGGAGCUUGAUGAGAAUAUUGCUAAAGAAGACAAGAAGGAGGUUGACAUGGAAAAUCAGAAAAUAGAGCUCAAGGAUGAUCUGGUUUAUGCCCUGGACCAAAAGAAAGAAGACAAACGGAAGGUUGAUGAGUUGAAUGAUAUAUUACAAGAAGCCAAGGAAGCUUUAGCUAAGAAAGCUGAAGAUUGUGCCAGAAUGCAAGAAGAUACGGCAGCCAUGGAGGAACAAAUCCUCAGCUUAGAUGAAACACACAAGGUGGUCGUGACGCAGUUGAACAAGCAGAUUGAGGAAUGUCGGGAACAUUUGAACAAAGAGAGGAAAGAACGAAUGGAUCUUCAACUUGAUCGAGAUGACGUUCAGAAAGAAAUUGAUGAUUAUCGCCAGGAAAAUCAAAAAUAUUUUAACGAUAUGACCAAGAAAAUAAAUGACAAUAAAGCGCGUCAUGAUCAGCUAUCACGGGAGAGCAACCACUUGUCUAGGACUAUACGCAAAGAUGAUGAAACAAUUACAACAUUACAGCGUGAGCUAAGUGCAGCGCGGAAGAAUUUCAACCGCAUGGAGAAAACACUAGAGGACAGGAUAAGCCUGUUAGAGAGUGAAAUUGCAGCUAUGGAGAAGGACAUUGAAAAGAAGCAAGGUUAUUUAGAAACCAAAACUCCAAUAUUUGAAAGUCUUGAGCAGAAAUAUGAGGAGCGAACUCAAGAUUUUGAAAAGAUGAAGAAGGACAUAGUUGUUCUAAAGAAUAAGAGAAUGGGACUUGAGGAAUCAACUAAAAGAACAAAAAAGUCUAUUGAGAAACUUUCUAACCCUCAGCUUGAGUAUAAUGCAGAACUUAAGGAGAAGCGCAAAGAAUCUCUGGAUCAGCUUAAACAACAGGCAGCUGACAGGAAGGCAAUAGAGGAGGAAAUAUACACUGUUGGUUGCAAACUGCGCACUGUCAUUGAAGAGAACAAUCGCUUUGUUGAAGCCAUUGAUGCCAUAGAGACAGAGAUUAAAGGUAUCCAUGCAGAGAUGGAUGAGACAGAACAACUUAAGGAGCAACUCAGUGAGCUUGCCCUUGAGAAUAAAGCUACACUUUCUGAAGGUUGGGACAAGGACCAUGCUAUGGACAAGGAAAUACAAGACAGGGAUUUAGCGUUGAGUGAACUGAUAGGUGACUUACUUGCCAAAACAGAGAAACGUGAAAGCAAGAUCUCCGGUAUAACAUCCCAGCUGAAGGAUGAGCUAUACCUGCUCUCAACCUUUCUAGAUAAUGUAUCAAGCAGGAGGCCCCCUGAGAGUCGUGUUCCAUCCAGACCAGCCACUAAGGCAUCCACAAGAUCUCGGGACUCUAAAGGUAAACCUAAAACAGCUGACACGAUCCAACCAACAAGGAAGAAGGACCCAAGGGACUACAUGCCUCUCCCUAUAAGUCCGGCCAAGAGCCCUAGAGAUCCAUAUGCUACCCCUCUCAGUGCUAACAUUUCACUAGACGAGACUAGAAAUGAUCUCCUUACCCCAUACACGCCAUUUAAAUCUAAGGAGCAAUAUUCUCUACCUAGUAGCCCUAUGAAAACAGUGCACGCAUCGAACAAACCUGUAUUAUUUAAAUCAGAUAAGGAGCCUCUGGGACCCAUUAGAAGUGCCUCUAACAGCCCCAGUUUGCCAACUACUCCAAGAAGUGGGAAGAAGUCUGUUGUGAUUGAGCUUCCUGUCCCAAAGAAAACUGAUGUGACAAUGUCAGAGAAUGAUGCUAUCCAUGUUGUUGCCAAUGUGAACCAAUCAAUCAAUUAAACCUCAACCGGAGCAUGUCAAUCAGAGCAUGUCAUAUCAGAGCAUGUCAAUCAGAGCAUGUCAUAUCAGAGCAUGACAUAUCAGAGCAUGUCAUAUCAACAGUGUCAUGAAAGGCCUUAUGUGUUUGAUAAUUUUCACUCUAGUCUUGCUGUUUUCAGUGUUUACAUUAAAAGCAUCAAUUGUGAUAGGUAAUUCCAUUCCAAACUUGUGUAAUGCCCCAUGGCCUAUUGGUUGAAUGAACUGUGCUUUAUUGUGCCUUGUCCUACAUGGAAUAUUGUGCCAACUGCCAACAGUUCACUUUUACAAAUUGUUCAGGGAUUUGAUUUGUACAGAACAUUGGCUUAGAUUAUAUUGGUCAAUAAGGGAUAUCUGCUCUCUUCAAAAGAUUGUAUUUCAAAUCUUGUAUUUUACUUGUAUAUUAUCAAUAAACACUUCAAGUGUUCUCUAGUCAUUGAUAUUAUCAACUAUUUUAUCAAGCAUUAUUGGUGUAAUGGUUAUAUUUGAAAUAGUAUAAAUAUAUGAACAUUUGUAUAUUUGCCAAAAAUUUGAGAAUAAAGUUUUCAAAC
Molecule: messenger RNA, 3327 nt
Organism: Owenia fusiformis
Lineage: Eukaryota; Metazoa; Annelida; Polychaeta; Sabellida; Oweniidae
Source: the annotation of a GenBank genome assembly